AUGGAGUUCGCUUCCCUGGUUGCUCGGCGCCCAGAGCAUGUCGAUGUGCUGACGAUCCCAACUCCGCCGCACCAAGCCACGGCUAUUUUCAUCACGUUCUUCUUCCCUGCACUUUCCGUGAUCUUCUUUGCGGGGCGGGCAUAUAGCAGGCUUUCCACGCGACAAUGGGGUCUCGAUGAUUGGCUUUGCGGUUUGGCCGUACUAUGUUCCCUGUUAAUGACGCCGCCUUUCUUCAUCUACCUAAAACUUAUGUACGUUGGGUACUGGGCUGUUGAUGUGCCCCCGACCUUCGACCCUAAGCCAGCAAUGUGGUGGUUCUUCUUGAUGCAGAUGUUCUACAACCCUGUACUGGCUUUUGUCAGAGCCUCAGUGUUGGUGUUUCUUUUGCGUCUAGGGGGGCAGAAACCCGGUGUCAGGUGGGCUAUUCAUGGCUUAAACAUCAUCAACGGCUCCAUGGCUGUCGCCGUGUUCCUUGUCGCACUUCUGCAAUGCUUGCCCAUUGAGGCCAACUGGGAUCCGGUCGUCCGCCAAUCCGCGAGAUGCGUCCACAACUCCUUCCACAUCUCGAUAUCCUCCCUUAAUGUCGUGAUGGAUAUUCUGGUAUUGGCCUUUCCCUUUUGGAUUUUCCUUGGGUUAAAGAUGCGUACGGGGCUGAAGGUUGCGGUUAUUUGCGUCUUCCUAAUCGGUGCUAUCGUCACCGUCAUUGCCAUCAUUCGUCUUGUCCUUGUUUACAAGCUUUUCUACGUGCCACCCGAUCCUAACAAGGACCCGUUUCACGCCAUUGGUGUCGUCUACAACGUCGUCGAGGUCAAUCUUGCCAUCAUCUCUGCCGCAGCACCGGCCCUUCGUCCGUUGUUCCGCAAGUGGUGGCCCAAGAUUUUCGGUGGCGACUCCACCAAAAAGACCAGCGAUCUCCAUUACUACGGCAGCUCUUCUCGACCGCGCAACACCAAACGAGACGGCGACGACAUCACGCUGAAAGACAUGCGCAUGACACGCUCGCAGCAUCAUACCGAGAUUAGAAGCACCUCGCCUACGGGGUCCGAGGAGGAGAUAAUGACAUACAACGGCAUCGUGCGGACAACAAACGUCAACUUGACGUACGAAUCAAGUGCUAGCGUCGCAGACGAUGGCCGCUCAUCGACAGAUUUCAAAACUGGGGAAAAGGCCGAAAGUGCCAAGGGACCCAUCACUUGA
Molecule: messenger RNA, 1197 nt
Organism: Colletotrichum truncatum
Lineage: Eukaryota; Fungi; Ascomycota; Sordariomycetes; Glomerellales; Glomerellaceae
Source: RefSeq, a predicted model, not a curated record